Molecule: messenger RNA, 5076 nt
Organism: Salvelinus namaycush (lake trout)
Lineage: Eukaryota; Metazoa; Chordata; Actinopteri; Salmoniformes; Salmonidae
Product: formin-binding protein 1-like
Exons: 16
Coding region: 98-1993 (631 amino acids)
Biological process (GO): signal transduction
Molecular function (GO): protein binding
Source: RefSeq, a predicted model, not a curated record
CAGUGACAGUUGGGGAAUAUACUGCAUGAAGUGCUGCAGGCAGCUUUGGUUGGGUUGAGGAGGACAGACAUUGGGUUUGGGUUGAGGUGGACUACAGAUGAUGGAGGAGAGGAUGGGGAACUGUUGGAGCUAUACCAAGGAUCAGUUUGAUAACCUAGAGAAGCAUACACAGUCAGGCAUCGAGUUCGUGGAGAGGUACAGUAAAUUCGUCAAAGAGAGAUCGGAGAUUGAAAUCAGCUAUGCAAAGCAGAUUAGGAAUCUAUCAAAGAAGUAUCAACCAAAGAAGAACUCAAGAGAAGAGGAGGAGAACAAAUACACGUCAUGCCGGGCCUUCCUGUCAACGCUGAACGAGCUGAACGACUACGCAGGACAGCACGAGGUCAUUGCUGAGAACCUGACCUCUCAGAUCAUCACUGAACUCUCACGGUACCUCACAGAGCUCAAGGCAGAGAGGAAAUCGCACUUCCAUGAUGGACGUAAAGCGCAGCAACAGAUUGAGAGCUCGUGGAAACAGCUGGAGUCGAGUAAACGGCGGUUCGAGAGAGACUGUAAAGAGGCGGACCGGGCGCAGCAGUACUUUGAGAGAAUGGACGCCGACAUCAAUGUAACGAAAGCAGACGUGGAGAAGGCGCGGCAGCAGGCUCAGAUGAGACACCAGAUUGCAGCAGACAGUAAGACUGAAUACUCCAACUACCUGACCAAGUUCAACCAGGAGCAGAAUGAACAUUACUACACACUCAUGCCCAAUAUAUUCCAGAAACUCCAGGAGAUGGAGGAGAGGCGGAUCGAGAGGGUGGGUGUGUCCAUGAAGACAUACGCAGAGGUGGACCGUGAGGUGCUGCCUAUCGUAGGGAAAUGUCUAGACGGAAUGACCAAGGCUGCUGAGUCCAUCGAGCCAAAGACUGACUCUAAGCAGGUAGUAGAGUCGUACAAGUCUGGGUUUGUGCCCCCAGGGGACGUAGAGUUUGAGGACUACGGGCCGGGACAGACCAUGAAGAGGACUGUCUCUGAGACCAGCCUGUCUAACUCACGAGGAGAGGCCAAGGAACGUCCCGGCGGGGGCAAGAGCAAGGGCAAACUGUGGCCUUUCAUUAAGAACAAGAACAAGCUUAUGUCCCUGUUAACGUCCCCGCACCAGCCCCCCCCCGCCCCCCCAGCCUCCAGCCCCCCCUCACCCUGUGCUGUUCCCAACGACCCCCAGUCUCCCAAGCAGAACAAGGAGCCCCUCUCCAACCGCUUCAACGAGUUCAUGGCCUCCAAACCCAAAAUGACCUGCCUCCGGAGCCUGAGGCGAGGGGGCUCUGGACCGGAGGACUUCAGCCACCUGCCCCCAGAGCAGAGGAGAAAGAAGCUUCAGGCCAAGAUAGACGACAUAAAUAAGGACAUCCAGAAAGAGAUGGACCAGAAAGAUGCCCUAACUAAGAUGAAGGGUGUGUAUGAGAAGAAUCCCCAGAUGGGAGACCCUGCCAGUGUGGACCCCCGGCUAGUAGAGAUGGCAAUGAACAUCGAGAAACUGCAGUCCGAGGUCCAGAAAUUCGAGGGAUGGCUGGCGGAGGUGGAGGGGAGGUUACCGUCGAGGAGUGACCCUCCCAGGAGACAGAGUGGUCUGUACGAGUCACAGAACAGCAACAGCACCAUGGUCGACAACAACUGUGCACAGGACAGAGAGAGCAGCCCGGAUGGCAGUUACACAGAGGAGCAGAGUUCAGAGACUCAGGUCAAGGUGGCCAUAGCAAACACUCCAGAGUUUGAUGAUGAGUUUGACGAUGGGGAUGAGGAGACACUGCCCACCAUCGGCACCUGUAAAGCCGUCUACUCAUUUGAAGGUCAUAAUGAGGGGACUAUCUCAGUGACAGAAGGAGAGCUGCUGUUUGUAAUAGAGCAGGAUAAAGGUGAUGGCUGGACGAGGGUCCGCAGGAACGAAGAGGAAGAAGGCUACGUACCCACGUCCUACGUCGAGGUCUUUUUGGAAACAAACACCAAAGAUUCCUAAAAGUGUGAGAGCUGGCUCAGGAAUGGCAGGGCAAGCAGCCUCAGCGACAGAGCGACCACGUUCCUUUACGGUCAGAAAGUCAGAGAGCGACAUGACCGAGGCAAAGACAGGAGACCUAUGAUGCAUCUCAAUUUCCAACCUGAUACAUUUGUAGAGUUCUCUCCUUCUGCAACGGUCUCUGACCAGAAGCAACAAUAAGAGAAAAACAAACCAAAUUGAGCGCUCGUAAAUAUUUUAAUUUUUAAUAGGUUAUUAUCCAUUUAUCAUUUUGCUUCUUUUGUCUCUGCAAAGCUUUGCUUCUCAAUGUACUAACUCGGCUUCCGCUAUGCGGCGUUACCGUGGACGCUGUUGGCUCUCUGACCUCGAAUGCCCCCCCAAGUUCCAACCCACUUCCCUGCCGCUCCUCCCUAACCCCCCUCCUAAAACACGGCAGGGUGUGGUCAGACAGGGCCGUUACCAGCUCUGAAGCAACCCAAUCUGCCCCCGACUACACCAUCCCACCAGACAGCAAGCCAAACCAAGUCCCUCUCCAGUCCACACUCCCAUCCAAAUCAAUCAGGUCGAUGCAGUUGCAGAAUCUCUCACUCAUUGACUCAGAGCCAUCAUCGCAGAAGGAACAGUCCAGAUCCAGCAUCACAUGGAGUUUCCAUGGAAACAACACAUUUAUUCCACUCUCUGACUACAUAUUUUGCAGGUUUCAAACGGAUUGAAAAACAGAACAUGGGCUGAUUCGUCAUCUGUAUGACUGAAGUUCAUUUAUAGUGUGUGUACGCGUGUGGGUGCCUGUCAGUAUCAUGUACAUCCCCCAUACACACUCCAUCCAUGACUGAGAAAGGGACAGGACUGGGAGUUCCAGGAACGAGAGGGGUUGGAGACAGGUUCACAUUACUUCACUCACCUGCACUCUCUCCUUACCAUACCAUCAUGUGUUGUUACUGGCAUCCCGUCUGUUCCUCUCUGGCCACACCCCUCCCCUGCAAGUGUCAGCCGCUGGUCAUUGACUGCGUUGAGCGCCAUGUCACCGCUUAGGGUGGGGCAUCUCUCAGGCGGUGCAUGCGGUGUGCAUGCUUGCCCUGUCUCCUCCUUGGCUCGCCUUCUCCCGCUUGGCUCAGGGGGCUGGCUUAUGCUCGUCGCCUGGCCUUUUUUGUUUCAGUUAACCCACACGGCCUGUACACUUCUUAACCAGUUUAUCCAUUUGUCACCUUUUGGGUUCUGUGCCUGUGGAUCAUCUACUAGCUGUUCCUUAUUUAGUUUUUUGUUGUUGCUGUUUGACUGUUCGUCGUCUCUGAAAGCAUGUUCACCUACCUGUGUUUUUAACAGUGAGUGUGUGCUCUCCCUCACAGUAACUCCUCCAGCUCAAAUCUCAUUACCUGAAGAGAAGAAAAUGUGGGAUUCCAAAACGUCUGCUUCUGAAUGAUAUCAUGCACAGUAAAACAUUGAAUUUGUCCAUUUGUUAUACUGUAUGUAUGUAAUGUUGUUAGCUGACAUUGUAUGUGUUUGAGAAUUGUGUUGAAGGCAAGCGGUCGUUAGUGUCCACUAGCCUCAUCCUGUGGAUACAUGCUGCGGUGUUUCACGUCUCCACUGUAUAUCCAACAGACAGUGUCCCCUGGAAGAGAACUUGAAGAUUAUUUAAAAUUCUCAUGUAGUUUGCUUGGGCCACUUACUACUGCGUGUGGAAGUAUUGUAUACUGUGAUCCACACACCUUUUCCACAAUGUUGUGACUGAAUAUGAGACAAGACAAACUUCCUAUUGGGCCUUAACUGGGUUGAUCCUAGCUACCACUUAAUCUAAAAACAAGUUCAAGUUGUGUCACAUGCACAAGUACAGUGAAAUGCUUAACUUGCAUGCUCUACCCAACAGUGCAGUAAUCAGGGGGAGUAAGAUGCCAUUCUAUUAUCUAUGGUAUGUUGACUAGGUCGAGACAUCUCGUUUUUUUUAUAAAGGUGGUGAAGGUAGAUUACUCUCAAUGUCUACAGAGGUGAUGAUGUCCACUGUUUCCCUUUAUUGAACGCAUAUAAACAUUUUAAUUUUGUAAUUAUUUUUUAACAGUGUUUGGUCGAAGAGAUUGCUUUGUAAUUUGAGCUAGUUUCUAGCUGGAAAACUGUUGCACCUGAAUUACAAACCACUUGAUGAUGAAACCAGUUGUUUGAUCUGCCUGAAGUCACUGUAGAUAAAGUAAUGAAAAAUAUUGUUUUGUGUAAUGAAGCAAUUAGUGAUACUAUUAGCCUCAGGUAUAUCCCAAAUGGCUCCCUAUAUAGUGCACUACUUUUGAUCAGGCUCUGGUCAAAAUAAUUGCACUAUGUAGGGAAUAGGGUGCCAUUUGGGACUCCGCCUUAAGAGUGUUUUGGAAAAAAACUAUUCCAGUAUUAUUACUCAAGCAACAUUUCAAGGAGCAGUAACUGAAAUUGUAUCAAUGCAAACCAUGUAUAUUAUCAGCAGCACCACAAUUGAAGAGUGAUCCAUCACCAUGUGGAGUCCUAGUCACUUGACAUAAUUUAAAAAGACAAGCAGCGCAAAUCUGCAUGUUCUUUGGCCGAGAACCAGAUCAGGUCAAAGUUUCACUUUGCUAUUCCCACCCGUCCAGCUCUUAUUUUGACUAGUGUAGAUGUUGACUUGGCAGUUGUUUUGUUUGUUUGUGAGAAGUGAAAAGGCAAAACUGAUUUUCAUGCAGACCAUCAGAAGGUGCAUCUCUGUGCUGUGCUGACUGACAGACAUACCCACUCAGAGAGCCAGUAUAGAGAAAAAUCUGCCUAACUCUCGACUGAGACCAACCCAGACCUCCAGCCAGGCCCCAGUGCACCUGUACAAAAGAAAAUGGCUUGUUGAAAUUAGAGAGAAUAUAUAUAAAUACAUAUGGAUUAAACUAAGACAAAAAAGGAAAUAAAUAUAUUUUUAAGGUUAACUAUUAAAGGCCUUACUUUGUUUUCUCUGCUUUGCUAAGACUGUUUUUUUGUUAUUUUCUUGUGUAAAGUCUGCCAAAUGAUGUGUUUAGCACUUUUGUUUGUGUUCAAGUUGGUAUAUGCUUAUGUUUUAGAGCACUGAAUACUUUGUAUUGUGUUAACUGUGCCAAUUAAAUACAUGU